This is a messenger RNA of Cylicocyclus nassatus, 738 nucleotides long. The record is from the annotation of a GenBank genome assembly. Lineage: Eukaryota; Metazoa; Nematoda; Chromadorea; Rhabditida; Strongylidae.
AUGGCAGAAUUUCAAGAGAAUAAAGCCAAAGCAAAUCUCGCUCUCAAAGCGCUAGCAAUGUGGUUUUUGCUGUUCGCAUCUGUCUUGUUGGCAGAAUACGUCGUGACUUCGAUCGAAUUUGAGCAACAAGGGACCGACAGAUGUUCCCAUCCUCCCUGUCCUUUUCGCCCAUCUUGUCGCUGCCCUCCCUGUCCAAAAUAUCCAAUCACAUCAGCGAAUGGGCGUUGCAAAAGUGGUUGGACUUACUACAAGGAGACUGAUGCUUGUUAUAAGACUUUCUUCUGGGCAACCUUCGACGAUGCUGAGAGACGAUGUGAGAGUUAUGGAGGGCAUCUAACAUCUGUCCACAGCGAUGACGAGAACGAUUUUAUAAUCGAGAUGUCACACACGGGUUACAACAGGACCGCGCAUAGAAUGUUGACCUGGAUUGGUUUGAGGCAAGCGGAUUAUCCAAAAAGCAAGGAUUGGACGUGGACUGAUGGCACCAACGUUGACUUUCUACCGUGGGCUCCGACUGAGCCAAAUAAUGCAAACGGAAACGAACGCUGCGCACAGGUGCACAGUGAUCAUGGUGCCGAAGAUGCGGAUCCAUUUGGAAAGUGGAAUGACAUAUAUUGUGAUCACACAAUGAGAUCGUAUGUGUGCAAGAAAAUGGCGAUGCACUAGAGCAACUCGCAUGCAUUUGAUUGAUGUUUUACAGUAAAUGUAUUUUUUCAUUCCAAUGCAAACCUGAUGAUC